Messenger RNA from Cimex lectularius (bed bug), 1983 nucleotides. RefSeq names its product cAMP-dependent protein kinase catalytic subunit (gene Pka-C1). The record is from RefSeq and is a predicted model, not a curated record. The transcript has a single exon. Lineage: Eukaryota; Metazoa; Arthropoda; Insecta; Hemiptera; Cimicidae. The coding region runs from base 404 to 1462 and encodes 352 amino acids. Gene Ontology annotation, cellular component: nucleus; cAMP-dependent protein kinase complex. Gene Ontology annotation, molecular function: cAMP-dependent protein kinase activity; ATP binding. Gene Ontology annotation, biological process: peptidyl-serine phosphorylation.
CCCGUCGCCGUCUCCAUCCUCUCUCUCUUCUCCAUCUCUCUUAUUACGACGUCCAUUGAAAAUCUGGGGUACCGAGUCGGCCAUUUUUGUGCUUUGCAGAAAGUGUCAAAUCGAAGAGGGUCGUAAAUCGGUGGCCGAGUGAGUUUCGGUGGUGUUGGAAGUGUGUUCGCCGUGUGGAAAAGACCGAGGUAAGAUGACGGAGUCCUGCGGUGGGUUGUAUUGACCGAUAAACGAGGUCGGGAGAAGGUUGUUAAAACCGAUUGGAACCUUGGCGAAAGGGUGAAAAAAUCUGUCUCUCUCUCUUUCCUGCGGAACUUCGGUUCUGGUUUUUCCCCCGGUUACAUUUUCGUGCGAAGGGUGAAAGAAGCGGUCGGAAGCCCUGGAAGGUAUAAAAGGCAAAACCAUGGGAAAUGCCGCAACGGCCAACAAGAAGGGGGAUUCUGCGGAAAGUGUCAAAGAAUUCCUCGACCAGGCCAAAGAGGAAUUCGAAGAGAAGUGGAAGAAGAAUCCGACCAACACCUCCUCCCUCGAUGAUUUCGACCGAAUCAAGACCCUCGGGACGGGAUCCUUCGGCAGGGUUAUGAUAGUGCAACAUAAACCGACGAAAGAGUACUACGCGAUGAAGAUCCUCGACAAGCAGAAGGUGGUGAAGCUGAAGCAGGUGGAACACACCCUGAACGAAAAACGUAUUCUCCAAGCCAUAAGUUUUCCCUUCCUGGUGAGUCUGAAAUUUCAUUUUAAAGACAAUUCCAAUCUCUAUAUGGUGUUAGAAUACGUUCCUGGAGGGGAGAUGUUCUCCCAUUUGAGGAAAGUUGGCAGAUUCAGCGAGCCCCACUCGAGAUUCUACGCGGCUCAGAUUGUGCUGGCGUUCGAAUACCUCCAUUAUCUCGACCUCAUUUACCGUGAUCUGAAACCGGAGAAUCUCCUCAUCGAUUCGCAAGGUUAUCUCAAAGUCACAGACUUCGGUUUCGCCAAGCGGGUCAAGGGCCGGACAUGGACCCUGUGCGGGACACCCGAGUAUCUGGCUCCAGAGAUCAUCCUUAGCAAAGGUUACAACAAAGCCGUCGACUGGUGGGCCCUCGGCGUCCUCGUCUAUGAGAUGGCUGCGGGCUACCCGCCUUUCUUCGCCGAUCAGCCCAUCCAAAUCUAUGAGAAAAUAGUAUCUGGGAAAGUGCGGUUCCCAUCGCACUUCGGUUCCGAUCUUAAAGAUCUCCUCAGGAACCUCCUUCAAGUAGAUUUAACCAAACGUUACGGAAACCUAAAGAACGGUGUUAACGAUAUUAAGGGACAUAAGUGGUUCGCUUCCACGGAUUGGAUCGCCGUAUUCCAGAAGAAGAUCGAAGCCCCUUUCAUUCCCAGGUGCAAGGGCCCUGGAGACACAAGUAACUUCGACGACUAUGAAGAGGAAGCGCUCAGAAUUUCAUCGACUGAGAAAUGUGCAAAAGAAUUUGCAGAGUUUUAAACCACUUCAAAGGCAAGAUUACAUUUAAUAAUUUUUCUUUUGCUUUUACAAGGUUAAAAACAAAAGGAAAUAUUAGCAAUUGGAACAGCUAACACAUACACAAAACCAAAAAAAAAGAAAAAAAAAGAAAAGAAAGGAGAAUCAGUUCUAUUGAACCAUGAUAUAAAUAUAUAUAUAUAUAUAACUAGUUUAGAUUAAACUUAAAAAUUAAGGAGCGCCGACACUCCCAAAUAGUACCGCUUCAAACGGUUCUCUCGCUUGGAUUAUUUAUAUACGGGUCUUCCUAAACUAGGCGAGGGUUCUCUUGAUUCAUUAUCGUCUCGGUGUGUUUAGAAAAUUUUACAAAGUAGCAUUUCUCCAGUGGCUCCCCCUCAUUAUAAACAAGUGACAAAAUUAGAAGUCUUUGGACAGUCUUUGAAUUUUCACAAGAACCCCUCCCCCCAUCGCCCUAAAGUGAGGAAAAGAAAAGGGAAAAAAAUCUAAAAUAUUUAUUAUAAAAUGUGCAAACUCUGCAUGCUUUG